Chlamydomonas reinhardtii is the source of this 2721-nucleotide messenger RNA. RefSeq lists its product as uncharacterized. The transcript has 8 exons. Bases 268 to 1140 code for a protein of 290 amino acids. The record is from RefSeq and is a predicted model, not a curated record. NCBI's taxonomy places the organism in Eukaryota, Viridiplantae, Chlorophyta, Chlorophyceae, Chlamydomonadales, Chlamydomonadaceae.
AUGAUCGCGGUUUAUACAAAUUGAUCAUCCUUGCAUACGUUCUCAACAGCGAGGCGUAGGGACUUGCCGAAGCAGCUGGCGCAGUAAAGACGUCUGACAGCUCAAGCUGCGCUAUUACUUAGUGUGUGAGAUCACAAUUGUUCAGCAAAGUUAAUAGUUCUUGCAAUACUUUUGGGUCAGUAGAACAGUCAAGGUACCCGGGUAGCUCGGCGGACGCGCACAACAGUAGAGCCGGCCGCUCGGCGACCUACCGCCGCCGUCGGUAAUAUGCGUCCGGCAUCACUAAUACUCAUCGUUAUUGUGGGCACAACGCUAUGCGCGUCGGCGGCUGCCCAAGUUAAGAGCCCGAAGCCACCGCGCCCGCCCCGGCCGCCGCCCCGGCCGCCGACGAUGAAGCCCCCACCGCGCCCGCCCAAGCCGCCUCGGCCGCCGCCACCGCUGCGUGGCUCACCCAGGCCGCCGCCUCCACCCCGGUCGCCGCCUCCACCCAGGCCGCCGCCUCCACCCCGGCCGCCGCCUCCACCGCGCCCACCACCUCCCAGCAACAUUGUGCGAGGCGCCGCAUUGCCGCCUCCUCCCGUCCAGCGGUCGUCCCCGCCCCCGCCCAUUCCUACUGCUGGUGGUGGCAGCGGCCUGCUUGGAGGCGGCGGCUGCCCCGACGCGCAGGCUGUAUUCGACAGCACCAACAUGUACCGGGGCUGGCACCAGGCGCCGCCGAUGACGUGGAGCCCGACCCUGGCGGCGGCGGCGCAGGCGUAUGCCGAGGUGCUGGCGCCCAAGGGAUGCCCGCUCAUCCACGCCGGCGUCGGCGGCGAGAAUCUUUUUACCACAACGCAGUAUCCCAAGCCCGACAACACCUGCCUGCGGGCCAUCAACGCCUGGUACAGCGAGGAGGCCUACUACGACUACAGCGUGGCCAACGCCUUCACCUACAACUGGCCCCGCGGCGUCGGGCACUUCACUGCCAUGGUGUGGAAGGGCGGGCGCUCCUUCGGCUGCGGCGUGGCGCGGGCGGACGUGCCCAUGGCGGCAAUGCCAGGUGGCUUCGCGGGCUGCAAGAUCGUGGUCUGUCGCUACUCCCUGCCCGUCAAUGUCGCGGACAAUACGGCGUUCAAGCAAAACGUCCUGCCGAAGGUGUGAUGGACGCGGCUUGUCCUGGCCACGUCAUCGGGCAGUAAUCCAUUCUUUUUCCUUCCUAGUUGGCUGCUGAGAACCCGAGGCGGCCCGAGUUUUGCCUCGCGAAGAACAAAAGCUUCAUCUGAUAAACAACUCGGACCCGGACCUGUCAUGACAAAAUCAUGACUUGAGCAUGGCACCACGUAAGUGGUGGCGCUCUCGGACAGCUGAACGCCUGCGUGCUGUGUAUAGCACCGGCGUCGGCUUGUUGUUUCCGACUUCUGCACAAGAAGUUGCUGUUGGUCUUUGAUGGCUGGCUGCAUCGUGUAGGAGACACACUGUCAUUAUUUAGCGUCGCACUGGAGUCUCCAUCUGUUGUACGAAGCACUCUCAUGCUCUGUGUGAUUCAGGGCGUGUGGUUGGGGAGGGCUGCCUGAUGUUCACAAUUCAAAAUAAACGGGGGUGUUAUAGAUGGAAUGUCGACGCGCGGCCAGACAGGCCGAACCGGACCUCGCCAUUCACUACAGGCGGAAGUCUGUUUUGUGGCGCGGAGAGUGCUCGUGCACGUGUGAGUGGCUGUGUUUGCAAGCAGGGGGGCCGGACAAAUUUAUAUGUACAAAGUUAUUGUAUGAUACAUUCGUUAAGCGUGGGUGCGUUAACUGGCCACGGUGCCGCCUUGAGCUUGGGGUUUCUAGACCCUAACUACAUUCACCUCGCCGGGCUUGCGCUGCCGGGCACAUCUGCAAAGACAUGGACGCACGGCAGCGCAAUGCACGGCAGGCAGCGGGUUGCGGCAUGCAUUAUAUACUGGCAAUGGUCUGAAUGGACGGCCUGGACAGCUUGGCCCGCCGGGUUGGUCGCCUAUGAUGAGGCUUAGAGUGGAGGUUGACAGAGAUGUAGCAGGUAAGCGCGGACUUCGUGUAAACGCGUCUGCCAUGUUUCCUAGCUAUGUUCAUAAAUUGUACGAGGUUCGUGUUUGGAGCUUUCAAGGUUAUUCACCAAGCAGCGACUACUGAUCAAGAUUUGCUGGACAAGUAAGAGCGUGUGCGUGUGUAGGGUGAGUGCUUGUGCGGCGCGGCAAUCGGCACUUCCCAGUGUUUCCGAUGCGCAUGCAAGCCGGCGUUCCUAGAAGCCCAGUACGUGCAGGUGUUAUUCUUAUUCUUUAAGCGUGUUUAUUUAGGUAAGCAAACAGACCCACGCCUGCGCGGCGUUGGAGGUGGACUUCACGUUGAAGAAGGUCUGUUUACGAAUGUGCACUGCGCGCAGGUGUGAAGUACGGCAGUUGGGCCCCGGUGGUCCCCAUAUUGAGGGUUGGACCCACCAUCGAAGAAGGUGGUUGGCAGUUGCCCAAAAGUACUUAAGGGCUGACCGCGCCGAGCUGUGACAAGCUAUUGCCACAAGAGCCUAGCCAAGUACAAGAGUAAGCCCCCCAACCGACUGCCAAGUCACACAUGCUCAAGUGAGCCGUCUGUCUGUGUUCCAAUCUUUGAAUAGGUAGUGCCGGCCGUAGGCCAGGCACGGCGCACGGUCGCGCCCUUUAGGUUUCUGUGUUUGAUUGCUCUGCGGGACCCAACCCCAGUGCCUUCUUUGUAAGCGUCAAGUAAU